This is a messenger RNA of Nestor notabilis (Kea), 675 nucleotides long. RefSeq names its product calcium channel, voltage-dependent, gamma subunit 1 (gene CACNG1). Gene Ontology annotation, biological process: calcium ion transmembrane transport; regulation of calcium ion transmembrane transport via high voltage-gated calcium channel. Gene Ontology annotation, cellular component: L-type voltage-gated calcium channel complex; membrane. Gene Ontology annotation, molecular function: voltage-gated calcium channel activity; calcium channel regulator activity. The record is from RefSeq and is a predicted model, not a curated record. The coding region runs from base 1 to 546 and encodes 181 amino acids. The transcript has 4 exons. NCBI's taxonomy places the organism in Eukaryota, Metazoa, Chordata, Aves, Psittaciformes, Psittacidae.
AUGGACACAAAGCUGUGCUGUGUCCUCAGUCACACCACGUCCGGACGGCUUCACCCUCGGCUUUGUUUCCCAAGUACACAAAAUUACAUUUCCCUUUCUCUUUCAGAACACAACUGCUCCUACUUCAAGCACUUCACUCCAGGACAGAGCUCAGAGAUAUUUGAAGUAACCACCCAGAAAGAGUACAGCAUUUCAGCUGCAGCCAUUGCCAUCUUCAGCGUUGGCUUUGCCAUCAUCGGCACAAUCUGCGUCCUUUUAUCCUUCAGGAAGAAGAGGGACUAUCUGCUGAAGCCAGCAUCCAUGUUCUACACCUUUGCAGGUCUCUGCAUCAUCAUCUCCGUUGAAGUCAUGAGACAGUCCGUGAAGAGGAUGAUCGACAGCGAGGAGACAGUCUGGAUUGAGUACAGUUACUCCUGGUCCUUCGCCUGUGCCUGUGCCUCCUUCGUCCUGCUUUUCAUCUGUGGCAUUGCCCUCCUCCUGAUUGCGCUGCCUCGGUUCCCCCAGAAUCCGUGGGAGACCUGCAUGGAUGCGGAACCGGAGCACUGAUGCUCCCAGCACCCAUGGGAAAAUCCAGAAAGUGGUGUGAAAAGAUUUGUAUUUUUUAACAUAUUCGGGCCUCACUCUCCGAUGUGGGCUCCAGUAACCAAGUCAUUACCGAACCAAGUCGUGUUCAAU